CUUGAGUAAAGAGCCAUUAGAAAUGGUGGCAAAUGGUCAUCCUAUGGGGCCUGUGUCAGAAAUGUUGUCCUUCCAUUCCGAACUGUCAUCGUAGAAUGGCUAGGUAACAUCACGUUGCUUUCAUGGCUUGUUACAAUGGCGAGGUCGGCACAAAAUUUCCAACGGGGCGAUGGGAAGAGUUUUGUAAAGACCGGGGCGAAGUAGCGGCGAUCAAUUUCGCCAAUGAAUUCCUUCAAUUUGUAAGAGACAACCCAGUUUUUGAUGUAUCGGGAGCAUCUGGUACAUUUUCUAAGCGUUUCGUCGAGCAUUUCCUUCAAGCAUUUGACGUAGAGGUGCAUAAACAAGACGGAUUUCUGGACCUCGAGGCCCCCGACUCGCCGACCGAUGUGUUCGGUCCAGACGAUUGGGGUUCAAGCGUUCAUCUCACGGGCACAUUUAAAGCUCCAGAGAAGAAAACAAGUGAAUCCAGCUUCAAAUUCCUUGAGAAAUUAAAGGACGUGAAAGGAUUUUUCAAACGCAAUGCGAACGAAGAGUUACCUCCUGCCAAACAGGCGGAAACGAGGAGAGAUCUGGAAGAUCAAAGAGCUCAAUUUCUGGAGACGAAACUGACAACUUCUGUCAAACGCGAAGGAAUCAUGAAUUAUUUAAUGAACUUGGAAAGUGGAAUGAAUACAGAGGACUUCUUUUGGCAGAAAUGUCGAGUGGUUCUGUUCAAAGCACCUGGAGGGUUUAUGUUGGAGUUUUAUACACCUCCAAAGGUAAUUCAACAGAGAUCGAAAUUUCUAACUUAAGGAACAGGUUUUAUGUUUUGAUCUCUUUGCUUUCUAGUCAACCGACCACCUGGUUGGUCAUUUUCCCUUAUCGCUCCAUUAACUCACAAUGUUGCCUAUGUAUUUGUAUUGUCUCUUGAGGUUUUUAAGGGUGUUAAUACUUAAUCAAAACAUGAAUGGACUCGGUGUGAAACUUUUCUUCUUGUUUACAGCUUAUCGCCAGGAUGAAUGUUAAGUCAAAAUUUUUCACCGAUCGAAAGUUGACCGUGAUCACCUGUUUAGCUUAAAGCACAUAGAUGUAGCGGCCCAUUAUGAUGUUCUUCCUUUUUUUCCAUUCUGCUAUAUACGGUUUAAGUCUGAUUAUCACUUCCUUGAUCUACGCGAUAUAUUUGUUAUUUUUGGAUCAGAUCGGAUUAAAAUUGGAUCUAGGAAGGAAUUAUGUUUUUUUUCAUGUCAGUGAAAUUCAAUUUAUUUGUUUCUUUGGGAAAUAAGAGGGUUUUUAAAUGAUAUGUUUGAUAUUUAAACAUUGAAGUGUCGGUUUUUUUCAUAGGUAUUUGUAAUCAAUAAGUGUGUAUUUGGAAUGAGCUUGUUGGGUAGAUAUAUCGUGUAUUUACCUGUAGGUCAAUUUUUUUUCCUUUCAUUUUCUUAAUGUUUUAAGUGUGGGUUGCACACAAGAUUCAUCUAAUGCAUUGAGCAAAGAGAAAAUGAAAAAAAUUGAAUGCCAUCAAGAACAAGACACAUUAGAGUUAGCUGCAAACUCAUAUUCAUGGAUCUGCAAGGGAGGACAAACAGACCAUAUCAGUGGCCAAGUCAUAGGGAACUGUGACAUGAAAAAGUCUGGUCAUUCUUCUUUCCUCCCUUUCCUCAAAAAAGAAAAACUAAUCAGCGAAAAGAAAUGAUACAGUUUUGUCUCUUCUCCUAUUGAGUGGGAUUAAGGUCUAGGUGGUUCAGUAUUGGCUCAGCUUUUUUUCAGUUUUUGGGUUUAACAAAUUUAAGAGCAAAAUGAAGCUGAAGUCCAUGAAAAUGUUGCAAAGAAAAGGCAUAUAUUGCAACCUUGAGUGAGCAAGACUGAUGUAUAUACGAUUUGUUAUUGAAGAACGAUCACUGGGUCAAGAAACACAUUUAAAGUUGAGGAGAAAAUAGAGCUUGCCAUUUGACCAACUGAGCUUUCAAACAAACUGGGAGCUGGCCUGAUAAUUCUUAAGGCAACACUGCAAAUUUUCAUGUUUCUCUUUUAAAGAUUUAUUGCAUAGCAAAAGUCAGACACAAGCAUUUUUAUUUUAGAUAAGAAGGAAUAUAUCACCCAAAGGCCAAUCAAACAUAAUUUAUCUUGUUUAUUCAAGAAGCUAACCAUUAAUACCAUAUACCAUUUCCACCCUGUUUUCAUGGACUAUGUAAACUCAGGGCUGGUUCAGUGUUUCAAGACCUCACUUUGCACAUCAAUCUUCUUAUAAUAAUAGUGUUAUUCAAUUCAUAGAGGAGAAGUAGGGUUGUUUUAUUUCUUGGUUAUGGAAAUCUUGGUUUUGCAACCAAGAUCUUGAUAAACAGGCUAGAAAUAAUUUCCAUUUUAACCACUCCUGCAAGGUAUAAGUUUAACCAUGUUUAUUUGGCCAGUCCCAAUAAAUGGGUUCGUAUAUAUCAUCCAGUGUUACAACAUCUACCUCAUCCUCUUUUUCUCAAGAGAAAAGAGGAAUAAUUUUGUAUGGGAAUCUAACAGUCUAUCAGAAAUCACCUAGGACUUUAUGUAGUGCUUCCCUACAAUUGAACCUGUUUGAUUAACCAAUUAAGCAAAUUCAACUGGACUUUUGUUGUAGAGGUGUUUUUUCUUUCAUUCUAUAGUCACCUAAACCAAAGACAGGAAUAUUCUGCUUCCUCAUUCAUGAAGCAAGGCCUGCAACAGAGUUGGAGCUGCCAGGAGGAGAGAAUGUGUUUGUCAUCAAGGUUUGCAAUGAAUUAUAACAUAUACUAUCUUUACUGACACAUUAUGGGAUACACAUCUUCACAAUAAGGAUCAGCAAUAUUUAAAGCUUUCCUUAUGAAGAAAUAUGCUUAAUUAAGCAAAGGUCAGAAAAUCUUAUUUAUGACAGAUGACAAAUUCUUUGCUCAGAUUCCUAAAAGGGACUCAGAAUUUUUCUUUGUCUUGCAUUUUUUGGUACUAAGACCUAAUAAGCAUCUCUCUAUGUUAAAAAUGUAAUGUUCCAUGAGGUGUAACCUAAUGCUAGCAGACCUUCACAAAUCCAAUAGCACCAAGUUUAACUCCUAAGACAUCUACAUUUAACUUUCUCUUAGACACCUUGAUGUAUUAGUUUUGUUUACAGUGGAUCUGUUAAUUUUUUUCUACAGGCUGUAAACAAGAGAGAAUACAUGCUAGCAGCUAAUCACAAGGAGGAAAUGGAUGAGUGGCUGGCUGAGAUAAGAAAAUGCAUGGAAGAAGAUCAGGGGUCAACCAGUCAAAGGUGAAGGGCUGAAUAAAUUGUUUUUCUGUUGUUGUUAUUAAAUUGGAGAGUGCAGUAUUACUCUGUGAGAAAGGUUUCCUUUAACUUUUCUUGGGCAAUAUUGGGCUUUAGCUUUUAAUGGGCUGACAUCACAUUUUUUCUGUUUGAUAGCCAGCGUGAAGAGUUCCUAAGCUGAUGUCUUAGGAGUUAGCCCUUUGUCAGUGCAAGUGACGUCACACUUCUUUUGUCUUUAGUUCGUUACUGAACUGUUUGUAACAGGAACACAUAGAAUCAUUCUGAAUGGUGUUUGGUCUACAUCUUCAGCUAGGGGUCAGUUUCCAACAGCAGCCAGCUGACAGAUAGAUCUCCCUGUUUUUAACCAUUUAAUUCCUAGAAGUGAUGAACAUGUAACUUCUCCCUCUAGUGUCCAUACAUUAUCCAGCAAACAGGUAGUGAGAUUACUCAAACUUAUCAGGUACAAGAUACUAUUUUGAUUGAACACCAAAUUCUUGUAAACAAUUAAAAAAAGGAAAUGUGUAGCAGGUAGAAUAGAGAAUUAACAAUCAGAUCUUGGGAGGUAGAGGGUUAAUACAGUUGUACUCAUCCAUACAAUGGUUUAUGGAAACCACUUUUAACACUGUGGGCAUCACAGAAGUACUAAUCAAAACUUUAUGUAUGAAAACGCUCAAAUUAUAAUAUUAGGGCUGUGGUUUGUCCCUCUAUGCUCAUUUGUCACUCUGUUAUUUCUUGCUGUCUGCAGUGGUCCAUCGAUAUCUGGUUCUGAUGAGAGAGGUGCAGAGGCAGCCCUUCCCCCAAGUACCCCAGCAAAUGCAGUGGCUGUAUCAAACUCAGUAGUGGGAGCUAAACUUGGAGAUGGUCAAGCACUAAGAGUCAGACUGGACAGUUACCCUGCAGGCAAGUGAUAUUUAUUCCAUUUUUGCAUUAAAAAUUGGAUAUUGAGUUCAAAGCAUUUUUGCAGAAUAAGAACAAAACAAGACUUGAAUACUAGCUGAACUGAAGGAAAUAAACAUUUUGCUCUUGCAAGACACUCCCCCAUUCCCUUAUGAAAUCCUUGCUCUUUACCAAAGUCAACCAUUUCUGGGAAAUAUUUCUGUUUUGCAUGUUUUCUAUUUUGCGUGUUUUCUACUUGAACAAUGUUAUUGCCAAUGUGACCCCCCUUACCCCUCCCCCCCCCUCCUUUACCCCUACUGAGCAAUUUCGCAGGAAAAACAUGGAUCUAUCUGUCAGGGACUUCAAUUGGUUGAAUAUUCAUCCAAUCGGACUCUUGCUUAUAUAGGAGUAGCAAAGAAGAAAGUCUCUUAUUUUUGUUUGCAACGAACAACAUGCAUCACACAAGAAAUGAAGCCAGAAACCUUAACACAAGCAUAAGAAGCCAGAUGAUUUUUUGGAAUUUUGGAACAUAUGAAGCUUAAAUCUUAGUUUUUUUGUGGGCAACUGAUCCAAACUUCCUUUUAUCCAGGAGUUUUGGUCACCUGUACGGGAGAGCAGAAGAUUGGCUCUGUAUCUGGGAGACUCCUGGAUAAUCCGGGGUAGUUGGCAUAUAUGUAUAAGAAUGAAGUCACCUAUGUGUAGAUAUUUCAGGUUUCUUUUAUGAUCCUAGAGAAAUUUUUCUUUAGGAUGACCAAACAUUUACUAGUAACUGGAAGUGGUCAAGAGUUAGAUGAUCACUGGCCAUGGGGCUGCUGUGACCUUUAUUUUUUUGAGAAAGCAAUGCUAAGGCUAAUUUUGAAGUGAAACAGAGAAAAGGCUUGUUAUCAACCCCAGGCAAACUACCUUUCCCCUGCUUAAAGGCAUGUUGGGAACAUAGCACACGACUGUAAAUGUAUUUAAUUUAAUAUAUAUUGAUUGUCACUUUCAGUUUAAUAACUGUAAACUCUGGCUUUUGUCAUUGUCCAGAUAAAAAAUCCACAGAGGCCGUGUCCAAUUUAGCAAAAAGACGGAAUGUUUACACUCCUUCGUCACUUCAAAUACAGAACAGAUCCACAGGAUCAUUUUCUUCACCUCAUGGUCCUCAGACCCCCACAUACCAAGGUCUGUUGAUAGAAGAGUGUUGUUGUCAAACUUAGCAUUAUUUUUUAAAUAUAUUUCAUUAUAAUAUGGUCGUUGUUGGUUGUGAUUCAGUUCCAAAUGUGGUUCAAAAUUUUAAUUUGGACCUUUUGUUUUUUGGAUGUGGCAAUGUGCGAUAAUGGUGAUUAUGUGAAAGAUGCAUAUAUUGUGAAUGUGUUUGCUCUUCUGUGAGCGUUACAAAAAAAAUUGUUGUACUUAAUGUUAACAUUACAGAUGAUCUACCCCAUGGCCGUCCUCCUCCGGAACUUCCUCCAAGAUCUCCAACCAGCAGUGAGGUGACACCCUCUCUUCCCCCUAAUCAGCCUGAUCUGUUGCGGCAGAUUUCUGCUCAAGGAGCACCACAAUCAACUAAUGAAGGUAGAAUUCUUUAUCAUAUUAUUUUGUAUAUCAAUCAUUCAGUAGUGCAAUAGUAUUGUUUUUGGAGGUUGUUUAAACUUUAGAAGUCUGGGAGAUUACGUGGACUUCGUAUAAUUUAAAUGACUUUCUCAAUAUGGUGACAAGGUUAGACAAUUCUGUUUAUAAUUAUGGAAUGAUUAGGAAAGUGGUAGAUACACUGAAAGAUAAGACACAGAAUUUUUUAUUUUCUAAGGAAUGCCACAACAGUUCUAAGGUCUUCUGUUCAAAAUCAGAGAGUUGAACUGUGAUUUUACACAAAAUGGUAGUUGUUCUUGAUAACUAAAGGAAGCAUAACUAAGUAUGAUUAGAAAGAAAGAUUUAAAUUGGCUUGAUCCAUUUCAUGACUUAAUGUGGGUUACUCCCUUGAAUAAUUUAAAUUACUUUAAAUUCUUUGAGCUGAAGCUCUGAAACUCAGUGGCCCCUUCAUCAAGACUUUUUCUUGAAAUGGUAAAGAUAUUUUAUCUUUAUUAUUAUUUUCUUUCAGAAAACACAGUGUGGGUUACAGCUUCUAUGGAAAAUCACCCUCUUGCAAAUUACCCAUGGUUCCAUGGAACCCUGCCAAGAAUAGAGGCCUCUCAUCUGGUGUCACAGGGAGGCCAGCAGUGGCAUGGGAUAUUCCUAAUAAGGCAAAGUGAGACAAGGAGAGGGGAAUAUGUGUUAACAUUUAAUUACCAAGGGAGAGCAAAGGUAAAUAUCCAUUGUUUUGGUUGUUUCUUUGGGAAAAGAAAGGUUUUAAGCUUUCAAUGCAUAGAAAGACUUGUUAAAAUUGUGGCUUGGAAGGUGGAUGCCUUUUGCUUUCAUUAUUUUACAGGUCAUGGGAAACCUGAAAGUCAUAGAAGUGUAAAUUGUAUGAACCUGUCUAGAGAAAACUGUCUCAUAUUAAGUGAAAAAUUCAGCAAUGUUGGAGCACUUCCAAAAUUUACUGAAAAAUUGAAGGGACUAUUGUCUUUGCCUCUAGCCUUUCAGCUGUGUUCUGACUUAUAGUUAUCAAUUUAAAUUUGAUUUUUUAUGUAAUUAACGGCUUAUUUAGUCAAUGCUCAAUUUGAAAUUAUCCAAAUUUCAGCAUCUCAGACUUGCCUUGAACGUGGAGGGCCAAUGUCGUGUCCAGCAUCUCUGGUUUCAGAGCAUUUUUGAAAUGCUGGAGCACUUUCGAGCUAAUCCAAUUCCGCUAGAGAGUGGUGGACCUUCUGAUGUAAUGCUCACAAAUUUUGUGGUUUACACAAGUUCUGGUUCACCCCAACCUGGAAGCUCCUUGCAGCGCACCCAUGUAGGCCAUGGAGGUGAAGGUGGUCUGCGCCGUUCUCACAGCCUUCAUGUAAACAGGAUAACUAGAGCAGCAACCAUCCAAGGUGGCUCUGUUCGAAUUGCAUCAAAUACGGCCAAUGGCCAGGUGCAUUCAAGGGCAGUUGAAAAUCAGUAUGCCUUUGUUUGAAUUUGAAGGCUAAAUUUCAAAAGUUGUAUGCUCUUCUGUUAAAUUUUUUAUAUAAAAUCAAUGUUUACAGUAUUUAAAGUGAGACUGAUUUAAGUCUCACGGUGAUCUAGACAGAAGUAACUACCAUUCUGAAAGCCUCUACAGGUCAUAAAAUGGAGAAGUAACUUAGCCUGUUCCAGGCUUUCAUUUGGCAAAGAGAGUAAUGAUAACAACAAUGCCACAAAAUGAAGCAAUGUGAGAGUACGUACAUGUAGAAUGCUUGGAACAGAGGUAAACUGGAACAGAUUGUUCCCCAAGUAAAUGGUCUGAAUGCUCUUUUGCUCAUUUCAAAUGCUUUCUUCAUUCGCCAGAUCCUGAUAAUUACCAAGCAGUCAUACCUAGAACAGUUAUUGUCUUUUGUACUGUAAACAAAAAAUAUGAGGUUUUUUCUUGAAUCCUUUCUAGCCUAAUAAAUUGUCAUGCAUUAGUUCCCUUUGUUUGGCUAUGGUAACGUAAAUCUUCAGUGAAGUGUGAUCAGUAGCACUUGGCCCAACAAUCUGAUAAUAUUUUUGUAUUUAUUUAUGCUUUGUAAUUUGAAUACGUAAGACAGAAAGCCUCAUAGUGCAAUUAGAUUUGCUUUCUCUUUCUUAAGUUUGUGAUUUUUAAUAUACAUGCCAAAAUUUCAGCAUGCCCAUUGGCUGAGAGUAUGCCCCAAACAAUGCAUAAAGCUUAAAUUGCAUGCUGAAAGACAAAAGUGAGUGUAAAUUAUUAACAAUUAAUCAAAUAUUAUCACUUGAAAAAAACAAUUAAUAGGGGCAAUUUACAGUUGUGUACUUAGCUGCCAAGCCUUUGAUUUGGAGUGAGGCUGAAGGUGACCUUGUUGUGAUAGAAACCAGUAUGUAGUGAACAUGAUAGCAAAGCAAUUAACAUUUGAAAGGUAGCAAGGUUUUAGUGUGUUGUAACAAGGUCACCCUUAGCCUCACUCCUGUUCAAAGGCUUGGCAACCAAGCACGCAACUGUAAAAUGGACCAUUGUACAAUUCAACAUGAACAUGAAAACAUUUGAUUACCUAAGUAUGCAAUUGCCACUAUGAGGUCUAAAUAAUGAAGUUUUUAUUUUAUAUUAUUUUAUACCUAGUUACUUUAAUUCGUAUGGGAACUAUUUUAAGAUUCUAUUAGAAUUAGUCCAUUUUACAGUUGUGUGCUUGGUUGCCAAGCCUUUCCACAGGAGUGAGGCUAAGGUUGACCUUGUUAUGAGACAAACCUUGUUGCUUUUCAAAUGCAAAUUACUUUGUUAGCAUGCUAACUAAAUACUGGUCUCUAUCACAACAAGGUCACCUUCAGCCUCACUCCCAAUCAAAGGCUUGGCAACUAACUACACAACUGAAAAAUGGCCUAUUGCCCAAACACUCAACUCUUGCACCAGAAAUUAUUGUAUUUUUGUCUCUUACUUUUAAUUCUUCCUUUUUGAUAUUUAAUUUAUCAUAUUUCAUUACCUGAUAUGUUCCAGCUAUGUUGUUGUUGCAAAUAUAUAAGAAUUUUGUAAGAAAGAAACAUUUCACAUGAAAGGAUAAAUGAUUUUUAACAGUAUGUUGGAACAAUAAUUGUUAUGUUAUUAGUCAAUAAUUCUUUGCAUCUUUAUUGAAAGUAAUGGUUGGAUUAUGCUGAUGUAGUUCAACAGGUCUCUACUUAUUGUUCCUAAAAAUUUCAGGUAAAAACACAGGGAAUUAUGUUCCAAAUAUUUUCAUGAGUAGAUUGCAAUAACAUCCUGUUAAUGAUAAAAUUUGAGAAGUGGAAACACGAGGAGUUUUUGGGUGAAAGUGAACCUGAAGUUUCCAUUAUGAAGUACAGUGAUUCAGGUUUUUUUUUUAAUUUUUAGAGGUGAUUAUAGGGAAAUUUUAUCAUGGGCUGUAUGACACACUUGUAAAGAUUCUGCUACAUUCCAUCAUCCCCACAGGAUUCAAAUGUCAAAUUUAGAAAAUUUUUUAGCUUACAAAACUGGUGCUCAGGUUGGCAUACCCAAGAGAGUGCUGUAAAGUGUCUCUAAAUCUCAUGCCUGAGUACUGAUUACAUUACUGAAAGCAUAUUGAUAAGUAUUAUUUUGAACUUUUGAUACAGCUGAACUUUUAGCAAUGAAUUAAAGUGUCUUUUUAAUG
Molecule: messenger RNA, 9255 nt
Organism: Pocillopora meandrina
Lineage: Eukaryota; Metazoa; Cnidaria; Anthozoa; Scleractinia; Pocilloporidae
Source: the annotation of a GenBank genome assembly